Messenger RNA from Mugil cephalus (flathead mullet), 3138 nucleotides. Its product is annotated as nuclear GTPase SLIP-GC-like. NCBI's taxonomy places the organism in Eukaryota, Metazoa, Chordata, Actinopteri, Mugiliformes, Mugilidae. The transcript is spliced from 24 exons. The record is from RefSeq and is a predicted model, not a curated record. The coding region runs from base 124 to 2565 and encodes 813 amino acids. Gene Ontology annotation, molecular function: GTPase activity; protein binding.
UCCUGAUCAGCCUCUACAUGAACAGCCUGAUGAUUUUUCCUCCCUGUUGAGUUCAGUCCUCUCUAACAACGUACCUUGAACUCUUGUCUGCAUCACCGUCAGUAACAGUUUCUGUUACUGGUCAUGGAUGAUUUUGUUCGUAACAAACUAACUGAAUGGGGUCUGAGCAAGUGGAUCGACAGAUUUAAAGAGGAAGAGAUUGAUGAAGAAAGUUUCUGUGAUAUUGAAGAUAAAGAUCUUUAUAAAUUGAUCACAAAAAUUGGGCCACGAACAAAAUUUAAGAAGAGAGUCAAAUCAUUAAAGGAACAACAAAGCACAACUCAGGAAACAAAUGAUGUCUCUGUUCAAUGUAAACAGGAGCCUGAAGAAGAAGCAGAGUUGCUUCAGGUUUUGCCAUCUACAAGUGUCACAGCAAAGAGACCUCUGGACCCUAAUGGUGAGUCAAGCAAAGAGGAAUCACCAGCUAAACGACAACGUGGCUCAUACUCAGAAGAAAACAUACUGUCUCAAGUGAAAAAAACAAUGGGAAAUGUCCAUUCAAGACUAAACAAACCAGACAACACAAAGCUGAAUGCUUUCCUGAAGAAUAAAAUCGAUGAUUUAGAAACAGACAAGAGGGAGCUGGUCGGUGUCUUUGGUAGAACUGGGGCUGGAAAGAGCUCUUUGAUAAAUGCCAUCAUUGGAGAGAAGGAUCUUCUGCCAACAGGAAGCAUCAGUUCAUGUACCACGGUCAUGAUUAAAGUCGAGGCCAACAUGCAAGACUCAAAGUAUGAGGCAGACAUUGAAUUCAUUACAAAAGAGGAGUGGAAAGAGGAAUUAAGGUCCUUGGAUCAGUUGCCUGGGGAUAAUGCGAAUCAGGAAAGCGAAGAUGAUGAUGAUGAUGAUGGUGAUAAUGAUGAUGAUGAUGAUGAUGGUUAUCUCUUAAAUGAAAAGCUGUCUGCACUGUAUGGACAAGAAUAUAAAAACAAGAGCUCUACCGAACUCAUGGACAAGAAAUAUUUCAAAGAAAUCCCAGACUUUCUCCAAUCCAGCAAGAAGACGUUCACAUGUCAAUCAGCUAAAGAGCUAUCUGCAGAGUUGGUCAAAUACACAAGACAUGAGUCAGGGGAGGGAGAAGGUAAAGCUGUUGAGAGGUUCUACUGGCCACUAGUGAAGUGUGUGACUAUCAAGGUGCCACAUAAUGAGUUUCUCCAACAUGUGACCCUUGUGAACCUUCCUGGAAAUGGAGACUGUAACAACAGCAGAGACAAAAUGUGGAAAGAGGUUGUUAGGGAUUGCUCCACUGUGUGGAUUGUGACUGACAUUACACGAGCAGCAGCAGAAAAAGAACCCUGGGAGAUCCUGAAAAAUGCCAGUACCAUCAUGGGAAAUGGAGGAGAGUGUCAGCACAUUCACUUCAUCUGCACCAAGUCUGAUCAGAUUGAUGAUUUGGAUGAUGAUUCAGAUGUUCAUGCUCACAUAUUGAAAAGAAACGAGGCGGCCAAGAAAAAAGUGGAGACUAAAUUCAAAAAGCUAAAGAAGACCAUGAAACAAUUAAGUAACAACUGCCCCGAAGUCUUCACAGUGAGCUCUAAAGAGUUCCUGAAAGGAAAAUAUCUGCAGACAGACGAAACUGAAAUACCCAAACUUCAGAAAUUCUUGAGAGAUCUCAAUGAUCACCACUCUUUGAACUAUGUGUCUGGAGCUUAUGGGAUUCUCUGUUGGAUUCAAGGAGCCCGCCAUAGAGAAGGGGCUGACAACAAAACAAAUGUGUGCGCAGACAUUAAAAAAAAGAUGAAUCAUCAACUUGACAAUGUCCGAGAAAAAAUUGAUGAAGUUAACAAGACUUUUGAAAAACACCUCACUGAGGGUGUCAGAGCGUCCAAACAUUCCUAUGAAGAGGAACUGAAUCCCAUCUUACAUCUCAAAAAAGACGGCCGUGGUUUUCACAAGACACUGAAAUGUGUUGUUAAGAACGGUGGAGUCUACAGAACAAAAAAUGGGAAAUUAAUAAAUCUCAACAUGACAUUGUCUUCACACCUGACUAAGAGCAUUGAUGAGGAAUUCAAGAAGACAUUCCCAAAUAAAAGAGAGUGUGAACCAUUCAAUGGGGUCAUCGGUAAGACUGUACUCGUCACAGAUGAGCUGAUUCAGAAGUACAAAGAUGUUGCACUGUGGGAUUUUCUGAAGACAGAGGAAGAAAAGAUGAAGACAAAGCUGAUAUCAAGAAUCCGAAACGAUAAGAAAGCCAUCUACAGCAGUCUGACAGAGACAAUUGAGAUGUACAUGAGAGAGUGCUAUGAAAGUGCAGCUGGAAAGCCCACACUGAAAAACAUGAGGGACACUAUUGAGAAACAUGUACAGGAUUCAAAGGACGUCAUCUUUGAUCGUGCUAAAGAUGCUAUGUUGAACCAACUGAAUCAGCUGAAGGAGAACAUCAUGAAGACAAUGGAGACAACCAUGAAGAAAGCUACUGAAGUGUCACUCAAGACAGAUGACUCCUCAUGCCCAGAUGUUUCAGCAGAGCUUGCAGAGGUGAAGAAAAUCUACAAGGAACUGAAGUCCCACAAGAAGAGAAGCGGCUAAUCAGGAGAUGUUUCAUAUUCGUUCUGUGUGGAGCAGAAGCCUGGUCACUGUCUGAACAUCCAAAAGGGAAAGAUGACUAAAGACAAGAGGCCUCUGGAUUUUGGCCUGAUCCAUUGUUGUCAGUUUAUUACCUGUGUUUUCUUGAUUUCUGAUGUGUGAUUUGAUUUUGUUUUUUGAAUUUCAUGUGGAGGGAGGGAUUUUUACAUUUUUUCUUAGGACAUGUUGCCUGUAGUAUCGAAAAAGGACAGGGAUGAAAUGCAAAGGUUCCUGGUCAGAUUGAAAUGCGUCACAGCACAAUGUCCCCACAAUAAUGUCCCAGUAAUAUUUUCAUAUUUUCAUGUUAACAGUUUAAGUUUUCAUUACACACACACACACAUUUGCACUACUGUAUGUUUUAAUUAUAUUAGCUUUGCAGUUUCUGUGAUUUGUCCUUUGAAUAAGAUCAUUACUAGUUUGAUUUGAGAUGAUCCGUAGGAUUUUGUGAAAAUGGCCUUAAAUUAAAAUUCUUCGACAAUUAUUUGGAAAAAAUAAAUGUCUUAUGAGAAAUGCAGAGAAAUAAAGGUCAUAAAUACA